Molecule: messenger RNA, 1428 nt
Organism: Mesorhabditis spiculigera
Lineage: Eukaryota; Metazoa; Nematoda; Chromadorea; Rhabditida; Rhabditidae
Source: the annotation of a GenBank genome assembly
AUGAUGGACCGGGCGACGUUUAAUGUUAUUCACCUCGGCCUCGCCUUUUUCUGCCUAAUGUUCGCAUACCAGUGCCAUGGCCACAUCGUCCUCUCCGUGAUCUCAAGCGUCCGAAACAGUACCAACGGCGUUUCUUUAGAUAAAAAUGCCGGUUUUUACAGCUCUUCGAUUAUUUUCGGCACCUACACGUUGGGAAAUUUUAUUGCCGCUCCGUGCGUUGAUUUCCUGGGCGCCAAGUGGGCAUUAAGUUUAGCAGCAGUAAUCUAUACAAUUUUUGUGGCAGGUUUCCUGCAUCUCAACGAGAUUUUCUACUAUGCAUCGAGUGGAUGCGUCGGAUUUGGCGCCGCCUUGCUCUGGACGGCGCAAGGUGUCUAUUUAACGCAAAAUUCAACCCCGAAAACAUCAAAACGGAAUAGUGGAAUGCUAUUCGCAAUCUUGGAUGCAAAUGUCAUCCUUAUCGGCGUCUUCCUGUACUUCACUUUCUCCAUCGAAGGUGUAGGGCAUGGCUCUGAUAAUCACAUCUCCAAAAAGUCUGCCCAAAUGUUGUACAUCGUACUCACGUCCAUGGGCGGACUCGGAAUUCUUACAUUUUUAUUUCUCCGGCCAUGCGACGUCGUGAAGAAGCAGGAGGAGAACUUUGGGAAGAUCUUUUGUGAUACUCUUCGAUUAUUCCUGGAUCGCGAGAUGUUGCUCCUUGCCCUUCCAUUUGCAUGGACGGGUUUUCAGUCUUCAUAUUAUUCGGGUCUCUUCUCUACGUGUGUUGCUAACACUUCUAAGCUCGGCUCGAAUAACGAGGUGAUGUUAGCGUAUGCUGUGUUGAGCGUCGGGGCGGGUAUUUUUGUAGCCGGUGUCCUUUUCAUGACGCCAUUGAGCAAGUCGUUAUCACGAACGCAAGGAAUUUUCAUCGAUGCCGAUGGAUUUUUAAUGAGUCCGAACGCCUGGCUCAUCCUGGCUUCCGGUGCCCUCCUUUCGUUUGGUGGCACCUGUUGGAACAUUCAAAUUUUCUCAUUUCUGGUCGAACGAUUUGCGGCCUCAUCAAGCAAAGCGUGGGCGGUAUUCAAAUUUUACCAGGCAAUGGGCUCGUCCCUGUUCUUCUUCUACGCCCCUCACAUCGGCAUCCAAGCCCAUAUGAUCUUGUUAUUUGUCUAUCUAUUCUUGGCACUCUGUCUCUUUAUCUGCCAAUACGCCCAACAGGGCGGCGGCGGCGGCUACAGCGGCGGCGGCGGCGGAGGCGGAUAUGCAGGAGCCGGCGGUGCCGUAGGAGGCUACAGCGGCGGCGGUGGCGGCUACAGCGGCGGCGGUGGCGGCUACAGCGGCGGCGGUGGCGGCGGAGGUGGAUACGCUCAAGGCGGAGGUGGCGGCUACAGCGGCGGCGGCGGCGGCUACAGCGGCGGCGGCGGUGGCGGCGGAGGUGGAUACGCUCAAGUU